Macadamia integrifolia is the source of this 1676-nucleotide messenger RNA. RefSeq names its product E3 ubiquitin-protein ligase SDIR1-like. Bases 310 to 1137 code for a protein of 275 amino acids. Lineage: Eukaryota; Viridiplantae; Streptophyta; Magnoliopsida; Proteales; Proteaceae. The record is from RefSeq and is a predicted model, not a curated record. The transcript has 9 exons.
GGAAUACUUUCUCCGCAGUAAUUAGUAAGCCAAUUGACAACACAGUUGGGUAGUUGGAGUUGGGACAGCAUUUUGCAACGCCGGAAGGAAGAAGGGAACUCUCUUGUCACCGGAAAAUCGAGGGCAACAGAGUAUCGAUAAUUUAGGGUUUCGGAAAAUCGACGCGCCACUAGUGUCGAUCCUUCCUUUGACUGCUCGCAUUUUUUGAUCCCGCUAUUGUGGAUCUAGAGGAUUUUGUGGGGACUCAGGCUAUCUGUACCUGGACUAUCUGAUACUUUUACCUAGGGAAUUUUUUUAGUUACUUCAACCAUGAGUUUUGUUUUCAGAGGAACUAGAGCAGAUAUAGAAACCGGAUUUCCAGGAUUUAUUCCUGAACGGCGUUCAGUGCGUGUUCAUGCAGCUCGGCCAGUUAAUACGAAUUCAUUGGCUUUUCUUGUCACGGUUCUUUUGCUGUUCAUGAUACUAAAUUCACACCAAAUGUCACCUAACUUUCUGCUUUGGCUUUUUCUGGGUGUCUUCCUAAUGGCCACGAGCCUUAGGAUGUAUGCAACUUGUCAACAACUUCAGGCUCAGGCACAGGCUCAUGCUGCUGUAGCCAGUGGUCUGCUUGGUCAUACUGAACUGAGGUUGCAUAUGCCACCAUCUAUAGCCUUAGCAACAAGAGGGCGUCUACAAGGCCUCAGGCUCCAGCUUGCUCUUCUUGACCGGGAAUUUGAUGACUUAGAUUAUGAAACCUUGAGAGCAUUGGAUUCUGACAAUGUUUCCGCAGCUACUUCAAUGAGUGAGGAUGAGAUAAAUGCUCUUCCUGUUCACAAAUACAAGGUCACUGGUCCACAAAGUGAUGGCUCAUCAAUGCGGCAGGCAUCAUCUUCAGCCUCAGCCGAGAAAAAGUCAGACUCUUGCAAGGCAGAUGGAAACAUUAAAGCUCCAGAAGAUGAACUGACAUGCAGUGUUUGCCUAGAACAAGUUAAUGCUGGAGAAAUCAUCCGCAGCUUACCAUGCCUGCAUCAGUUUCAUGCAAACUGCAUCGACCCAUGGCUGCGGCAGCAAGGCACAUGCCCAGUGUGCAAGUUUAGAGCAGGGUCUGGAUGGCAGGAAGGUGGUGAGAGUGAAAUAGAUGCUUCCUUCAUGGUUUGAAGCACUCUCACACUGUUAUAUUUAGUAUGUAAUUCUCUAGAAAUGGCGUGAUCUAUAAAAGACAUGAAGAAAAUGAUGGGAUACUAUACUACAGACCCAGAAAAAAGUUGUGACCUUGGAAGUUCUGAUGAGAAAGAUUUCAGCAUUCAUGUAACUAGAUGCUGUCAGGAGGCCAUGGGUUUCCGACUCAACACUUCUCUUUGACUUGCCCUUACUACUUGGGAUGUUAAUGCAGUUGCACAUACGGUGCCAUGGCUUUGCCUUAUCCUUACUAGGGUUUUGUACUGUAUAAAAAAAAAAAAAGAAGAGAAUAGGGUUGUCCAAGUUCUGCAAUUGAACUUAAUGUAAAAAACUUCGUCUUUGGGUCAUGUACAUCUUUAACCAUUUUCAUUCUUUUUACCUUUUGAUCUUUUUAUAAGUUACACCUUCAAUCCUUUUCAUGCCUCCGGCUUUUCUCAACAUCCAAAAGUUUGUAUUGGUCUCUGUUGUACAUGAUUGUUUCUUUCUCAAGGGAGGAUUGGCUUCUAUUUUUCACCGCA